GCCGUCACCUGGCAGGAACCGGAAGCUGGAGUUAUAAAGCAAAGGAAGCCGAAACCUGCGCCGGGUUUUCUUUUCCCCUUCCUUUUACCUCCCUGUUCUAAUCGCGUUCCAGCCAGUGUCCCUCCGGCCUAGCAGCACUUUCGCUAUGGCUCUCAGCGAUGCUGACGUGCAAAAGCAGAUUAAGCAUAUGAUGGCUUUUAUUGAACAGGAAGCCAAUGAGAAAGCAGAAGAAAUAGAUGCAAAGGCAGAGGAAGAGUUCAACAUUGAGAAAGGUCGUCUUGUGCAAACCCAAAGACUGAAGAUUAUGGAAUACUAUGAGAAGAAAGAAAAGCAGAUUGAGCAGCAGAAGAAAAUUCAGAUGUCUAAUUUGAUGAAUCAAGCAAGGCUCAAAGUCCUCAGAGCGAGAGAUGACCUUAUUACAGACCUACUAAAUGAAGCAAAACAAAGACUCAGCAAAGUGGUAAAAGAUACAACCAGGUACCAGGUGCUGCUGGAUGGUCUGGUGCUCCAGGGUUUGUACCAAUUGUUGGAGCCGCGAAUGAUUGUUCGUUGCAGGAAACAGGAUUUCCCUCUGGUAAAGGCUGCAGUGCAAAAAGCGAUUCCUAUGUACAAAAUUGCCACCAAAAAAGAUGUUGAUGUCCAAAUUGAUCAGGAGGCCUAUCUGCCUGAGGAAAUAGCUGGUGGAGUUGAGAUCUAUAAUGGAGAUCGUAAAAUAAAAGUUUCCAAUACCCUAGAAAGCCGGCUGGAUCUCAUAGCCCAGCAGAUGAUGCCAGAAGUUCGGGGAGCCUUAUUUGGUGCAAAUGCCAACAGGAAGUUUCUGGACUAAGCCUUUGGGAGAGGUGGAGUUGAUCCACUGCUCUCUGGCUGUGAUGUGGAAGUUUCUAAUAAUUUGAAGAAACAAGAUAUCUGUGUGGCUUCCUCUUUCUUCACUGUUCUAAUAUUCUGUAUUUAUCAGUGGAUACUCUUCUGUAGCUAAUGCCUGUGGCCUAAUUGUUAACAAUGAGAGCAAGUUCCACUUAAUGUAAUCAGGAAACCUCCUUCUAGCUACUCUAAAAGUAGCACAGCUUUCAUUUGCUUCUGUAGCAUGAAGGUGAGGGUAUCAGAUGGUGGUUAUGGGAGCUUCACCAAGUCUUUGCUCUUCCUCUGAUUUCAGUUCUCCAGUCUAGAGGGUGACGUGUAUAGUGUUCUCUGAUAUUAAAUCUCUGCUUUUAGGCUUAAAAUGCAUGGUGGGGGGUGGGGGCACGCAUUCCUUCCAGCAGUAGUAGCUUCACUGUUAACCUGUUUGGGCCUAGAAGUGUUCCUCAUCUGUAAAUGUGAUUUAAAAUCUAAGCCGUGAAUAUGUUUUAUUUAUUAAAACAAAAGGUUUACAUGGA
Messenger RNA from Neofelis nebulosa (Clouded leopard), 1373 nucleotides. RefSeq names its product ATPase H+ transporting V1 subunit E1 (gene ATP6V1E1). The record is from RefSeq and is a predicted model, not a curated record. The transcript has 9 exons. Gene Ontology annotation, biological process: proton transmembrane transport. Bases 146 to 826 code for a protein of 226 amino acids. Gene Ontology annotation, molecular function: proton-transporting ATPase activity, rotational mechanism. Gene Ontology annotation, cellular component: proton-transporting two-sector ATPase complex, catalytic domain. NCBI's taxonomy places the organism in Eukaryota, Metazoa, Chordata, Mammalia, Carnivora, Felidae.